Molecule: messenger RNA, 920 nt
Organism: Dendroctonus ponderosae (mountain pine beetle)
Lineage: Eukaryota; Metazoa; Arthropoda; Insecta; Coleoptera; Curculionidae
Exons: 4
Coding region: 125-469 (114 amino acids)
Cellular component (GO): ciliary basal body; centrosome
Source: RefSeq, a predicted model, not a curated record
CAUAGCUGUGAAACUAACCAUACAUUUGGUGAUGUUUUCAAGUACAACUGAAUUUUAAUUUCGAAUUUUCUUAAUUUUUUUGCUAAGAUAUUAAGCAAUUUAGUUUUUCAAUUUUUAAUUCGAUAUGUCCAACCACGGAGCUAUAAUGCAGACGUAUAACCAGGAAUUGGUAAAAUUCUUAGAAACUUUAAAAAUAAAACGUGUCCAAGUGGCAGAAAGAAUACAUCAAGAGGAAUGUGCAAAAGCCGAGUUGGAAAAGACUAUGAGUGACCUGCAAGAUAAGAUUAAGCAUUGUGAUGAUAGUCUAGAGCAACAUAAAUCGAUAUAUGAACAUUACAAUAAAGUGAUUGAGGAAGUAGAAACAGGAUUUAAGAAGAUUUUGGAAACCAGUAAAACCUUACUUCAAGUAGCACAGCAUGAAGUGAAUAAAUUGAAUAUAAGCACAAAUAGUCAAAAUGAACCCAUCUAGAGUGUAGGUUCUUGAGAAUCCACAGAAUAUCCAGUAAAGGCCAAAAUGCCCACGUAAAUGUCGUCGAAUCUAAAGUGUUUAGUGUAUAAGCUCGCAUAAUACAUGUCUACUAAGGCAGCGUUUGAUAAAAUGUAGGCACCGCCUGAGACAUAAGCUGGCCACAUAUGAUACGGAUAUUCAUCCAGGGAAACAUACCUAGAAAAUAAGAAAUGCUGAGUUUAUAUAUUCAAACGAUUAUUUGUACAAUUAUAUUGGCACAUUAAAACAAAACACAAAUCUAAAAUAUUUAAAUAAGUUCUUCUACUGUUUUAAUUUUUUUGAAUUAGGACGCAAAUAAUAAAAUUGUGUAUAAGUCCAUUUCAGUCUUCAGUCUAUUUAUUUUGAGAAACCCGAAGCCUAUUAGCAGAAAAUUUCCACACUUCUUCAAUAUAAGUAAUUCCCCAAAUAUAAA